AUGGCCUAUUUCUCAAGCCCAAGGCCACAGUCCUCAAGUUCCGCCAUCAAGAUUGUCAAUCCGGCAGAACAUGAUGAUAAGGCUAAAUUUCAGGCCAAGAGAGAUUCUCCUCAGCGUCAAUGUAGGAAUAUAUUGAUUUAUGGAUCUUGUCGUUAUCAAGACAAAGGUUGUAUCUAUUAUCAUCCAGCGGUAUGUGCAGUCCAAAGUAGUCCAGAAUCACCUCUUCCUGUUUCACUUUCUGCGCAGGCCGUCAACGCUCCCGUGUUUGUGCCAAAAGCGCCUUUUCACGCCAUUGCAUCUCCUUCUCCGACUUCGGCGUCAUCAUUCACUCCUUCUCCUUCGCCUUCAACCUUUUAUCCAAAUCACGCCGAAUACGAUGAUUAUGGUGACGCUGUUUCCAAUCAGACACCUCAAACAUUGGAGCAUCAAUUAAUUGAUCAGUAUCAGCUUGUGCGAAUAUAUCCUUAUAUGCUUUCACUACGCUUAUAUCUACUUCAGGUGGAUUAUGACGACCAUGCCUCACCGAUGGGCAAUUUCUAUCAAUCUCAACAGGCUACGUUUGUAAGGCAACCUUUGGAUUAUCAUCUCUACUCGCACCCUACUCCGGAUGCCUUUCCCUCGACGCAUUUUGUCUCUGAUGCAAUUCGCGAGGAGCUGCACAAACGUUCGGAAGCCUCGCAGCUGAUCCCACUACCUGGACAUAAUCUACCUGACGAACUUCAGGGGUAUCAUUCCCUAUCUCUCCUUGAACCUGCUGUCACAGAGCGACGCAAGUUUUUCAGUUGGUACUCUACUGUCUAUCGUGCAACUAGUUCCAACGAUGGUGUAUCAUAUGCUCUUCGUCGCGUCGAAAAUUUCAGGUUGAUGCACCAAGCUGCGUUUGGAGCUAUCGAAACGUGGUCACGCAUUGAGCAUCCAAGUAUUGUUCGUGUCCGCGAAGCAUUUACUACUCGUGCAUUCAACGACAAUUCUUUGGUGGUUGCGUAUGAAUACUAUCCGAAUGCUCAGACUCUCUUUGAAAUGCACAUCAAACAGAAGCCGCUGGUAUUUCAGCAUGGCCGCCUUUCAGCCUUCUCGUCAGCAUUACCUGAGGCGACUUUAUGGUCGUACAUGAUCCAAAUUGCUAGCGCCAUCAAAGUAGUGCAUGAAGCGGGCCUGGCAGUACGCAUGGUUGACGCAACCAAAAUCAUAGUCACUGGCAAGAACAGAAUUCGCAUUGGUUCCUGUGGCAUUGUAGACGUUCUGAUGUACGAUCCCCGCCAAGACCCUGCGAUCGCCCAACAAGACGACCUCGCAAUGUUUGGCCAUCUUGUGUUUGCUCUCUGCUGUAAUAAUCUUGCAGCUAUGAACACACUUCCUAAAGCACUUGACAUGAUAGGUCGCCUGUACUCUGCUGAUGUGAAGGCUCUUGCUCUUUAUCUGAUAUCUAAACCCGGUCCACACAAGAAUAUCACACAAGUAAUCGACAUGAUCGGAACAAAUCGAUUACUCCACGAAAGGGACGAUAUGCACAGUUCCGUCAAUAGGCUUGAAGCUGAGCUCAUGAGUGAACUCGAAAAUGGGCGCCUGAUUCGCCUUCUUUGCAAAUUUGGUUUUAUUAAUGAACGACCUGUGUUUGCCCGUGAGCCUCGCUGGUCCGAAACAGGCGACAGAUACAUCAUCAGGCUAUUCCGAGACUACGUCUUUCAUCAAGUGGACGAGAACGGUAACCCAGUCAUCAAUCUUUCGCAUGUCUUAGCUUGUUUGAAUAAGCUCGACGCCGGCACAGACGAGCGUAUUAUGCUCGUUUCCCGCGAUGAACAAAGCUGUCUUGUUGUGAGCUACAAAGAUGUGAAGGCCUGCAUCGAUGCUGCUUUU
Molecule: messenger RNA, 1857 nt
Organism: Suillus bovinus
Lineage: Eukaryota; Fungi; Basidiomycota; Agaricomycetes; Boletales; Suillaceae
Exons: 13
Biological process (GO): mRNA processing; protein phosphorylation; nuclear-transcribed mRNA poly(A) tail shortening
Cellular component (GO): PAN complex; P-body
Molecular function (GO): metal ion binding; ATP binding; protein kinase activity
Source: RefSeq, a predicted model, not a curated record